This is a messenger RNA of Mercenaria mercenaria, 6261 nucleotides long. Its product is annotated as disintegrin and metalloproteinase domain-containing protein 10-like. NCBI's taxonomy places the organism in Eukaryota, Metazoa, Mollusca, Bivalvia, Venerida, Veneridae. Gene Ontology annotation, cellular component: plasma membrane. The transcript has 18 exons. Gene Ontology annotation, biological process: Notch signaling pathway; membrane protein ectodomain proteolysis. The coding region runs from base 166 to 2694 and encodes 842 amino acids. Gene Ontology annotation, molecular function: metalloendopeptidase activity. The record is from RefSeq and is a predicted model, not a curated record.
AGAAAAAGUAAACACAGUGGUAUAAAUUAGAGAACUACCAACUGGUUAUAAGUACACUGUUCAAUUCUUGUUUGAUAAAACUGGGUGAAAAGGAUAAUAGUUUAUAUUGUAGUAUAGGAUGAAAGAGUUGUCCACUUGUGUCAUAAUAAUUAAUUCUUUUAUUGGAUGUUGAGUGUUAUCUUAUAUACAAUGAGAUAUUUUGCACUUAUAAGUUUAACAUUAUGUGAGAUUCUUACGUGUGCAUUUACAGAAAAGCACAAAUUGCUAGACAAGCGACUUCUGUACUAUGAGCCAUUAGAUUAUGAUAGAGACAACCUUCACCUUCAACAUACUGUCGCCGGAAAGUUGGGAGAUGUGGUUCAGUUCAAGUUUCGGGCCUUUAACAGAAAUUUUUCUCUUGAACUGAAAAGAGUUCCAUCAACAUCAAACAUUAUUUUACAUCAUAAAAAGAAAUGGUCCACACCAGAUCUGUCAUUUGUAUAUACCGGAAAAAAUACAGAUUAUACUGGAAGUGAAGUACGAGUGGCUGUGAUAAAUGGAACAUUGCAGGGUAAAAUUAAGCAUCCAGGGGAGACAAUUUAUCAUAUUGUUCCAAGUUCUAGGUUGUUCAAACAAUUACCUCCCUUUCAUACAGUGAUAUACUCUGACAAAGACUAUAACUGGAAUCACACGUUUCAUUCUGAUACAGUGCAGCAUGCUGGCAGCCAGACACAGGUGUUUAAAAAGCCUAGAGAUAGAUUGAAAAGAGAUUUACUCUCUCCACGCCCGGGACAAGACCAUCAUGUGUGCACUGUCAAACUGACAACAGACGACACUGUCUGGAAAUAUUUCAUGAAUUUAAAUCAGAAUGAAGAUCGAAGCUAUUACGAUAUUUUGUUCUUGUUGGAGAACCAUGUUGCCGAGGCUAAUGACGUGUUUAGAAAUACAGAAUUUACCUUGAAUCAAGGUCAAGAUACAGAGGAAAAGCUGAAAGGAAUUCAGUUUGAGAUUAGAGGAAUAAAGAUUAUGACAGAUACAGAUUGCGCAGGUGAUGAAAAAUCUGUUACGUGCAAUGAAAAUCUUGAUGGAGAGACACUGCUAAGAAAUUUUUCAUCUGAAGAGGAAGAGAAAUUAAUUGAUUACUAUGAGGACGAUAAUUAUUACUAUGAAGAUUAUAAUUACACUGACUAUUAUGGAAAUGAUGAAGCACAGUAUUGUCUAUCCUUCCUGAUCACUGCUAGAGUGUUGUAUCGUGGCAAGGGAAGUCCUCUACUUGGCCUAACAUUCCAUGCUGCAAAGGGUAAAGAAGCUGGGAUCUGCUCAACUAGUAAUAAUAAUGGCUUUGUAACAUUAUUUCAAGAAACUCCGCAAGCGUUACCAGCCCAGGUUACACAGCUCGUGUUUACACAUGAAGUUGCACAUGCAUUUGGUGCAGCACAUGACAAUAUGGACGAAUGUUCAGAAUUCAACUUGAAAGACGAACCAACAGAUGGUUACUACCUGAUGCAUAGUGUCGCACAGCGAGGAGACAAACCCAACCAUUAUAAACUGUCAGCAUGUAGUCUGAAAUAUAUCUCUGAAGUGCUUUCCUUUCAAAAAUCCCGACAGUGCUUCACUGAAAGUGAAUUACCAUAUUGUGGUAAUGGUAUAGUUGAUGAAGGUGAGCAGUGCGACUGCGGCAAUGACUGUGACACUGGCCUUGAUAACUGCUGUCAUUCCCACAAUGCAACUGGAGGUUUAAGAUGUACGCUAAAAGAAGGAGCACAGUGCAGUCCAAGCCAAGGGCCGUGUUGUGACAGCAGUGUAUGCCAGUAUAUAAACCGCUCAAAGGACUUUGUGUGUCAGAACUCAAAACCAUGUGUGGAUGAAUUGUACUGUCAUGGGGAGAUGUAUGGCUCUCACUGUCCUCCACCUGAAAAACAUGAGAUUAGACAAGAUGGCUUCAUUUGCAGUCCAAAUGGACGUGUCUGUGAUGCUGGGAGUUGUAAUGCAUCCAUAUGUAAACUGAUACAAUGGCGUGAAUGUCAGAUGUCAAAUGAUGAAGAAAAACUCACCAUUCAGGAGAAAGAGGACCUGUGCUAUAUUGGUUGUCGGAAACCUAAAUCUGAUGACUGUAUUAGUUCAAGUGACCUUGACAAGGUUAGGCAGCACCCAGAAUUUAUGAAUUUAUUGACCAACAUUACUGCUGAUAAUACAAUACUUCCGAUACGACUUCCUAUAGGUACCCCUUGUAACAGAAACACUGGGUACUGUGAUGUGUUCAAGCGAUGUCGAGGUGCUAGUCCUGACACACCAUUGAGUAGACUGAAAAAUUGCAUCUCAAGUGGUGAAUGUGGUGCAAAGAUUGUAGCUAUUUUGAAGGUGUACUGGUGGCUUGUUCUGCUGGGCAGUAUUGCGUGUAUACUUUUAUUUUGGCUCUUCGUGAAGUGUUGUGCUGUACACACAAAGAGUAGUAAUCCAGAGGUGGAGCUACGGCACCCACAUCGAUCCGUCCGUCAAUCUGUAACAAGUGUACGUGACUCAGUUAUUCAUCCUCAGAAAUCGUUUCGCAAUUCAGUGAGAAGUAUGCGUAACUCAGUGACAAGUCUUCGCACAUCUUUUCGACGUAUGAAUAGCAGGCCUAUUUCCAGUGAACUUGACUUAAAGAGAAUAGAAGAAGAAUUGGAAGUUUUAAAUAAUAAUCCGUCUACAAACGUUGACGAUGUUUUUCUCUAGUAUGUAAGAAACUGAAUGUUAAGUGACUGUGGAUAAUGAAUACAGUUUUCUUACUUAACCCUUACCAUGCUAAAUUUCUAUUCUUCCAAUUUGGACAGUACCAUUAACUGUUGAAAGGGGUGCUUACCAGAAGGAUACUGGCUGAAUAGUGACUAGUGCAGAUCAUGAUCAGACUGCAUGGAUGUGCAGGCUGAUCAUGAUCUACACUGGUUGCAAAGGCAGAACUAAUUGUGUCCAGCAUGGUCAGGGUUAAAGCAGUGGUGUAUAUAAAUGAAUUGAUACAUAAUAGAUACGAAAAAUACAAAUACAAAAGUUCCAACCAUUAUCUUUAUAAAAAUCAACAUGUUCAGGUAUUUUGAGAGUAGUAAUUUCUGAAAAAGUAUUUCAAAGCAUUUUUUUUUUAUCAAUAAUGUUUCCCUGGCAAGUCUGGGUUUUUAAGGACUGAUCCUGGUUCUUGCUUAUGAUUACCCGGAUAUUCCAAUAUAAGUCUUCGUAAAAAGUAGAUUUUCAGACUUCUAAUGUUUUAAAGUUUUAAUAGUGAGAUUUUUGUCACUAAAACAUCCAUGAUUGAAUCUUUGGUGUGUUUUAGCGUCACUGAUAUUACAUGUCAGUAUAAUAUUUGCCUCAUUUUAUCAUGUGUAUCAUGAAAUGAGAGUAAUAAAGAAUUGAAUUGUAAGGACAAACUAGCAUUUAAGCAUUUCUGAUAGUCAAAGCAUUUUUUUUUAUCAAUAAUGUUUCCCUAGCAAGUCUGGGUUUUUAAGGACUGAUCCUGGUUCUUGCUUAUGAUUUCCAGGAUAUUCCAAUAUAAGUCUUCGUAAAAAGUAGAUUUUCAGACUUCUAAUGUUUUAAAGUUUUAAUAGUGAGAUUUUUGUCACUAAAACAUCCAUGAUUGAAUCUUUGGUGCAUUUUAGCGUCACUGAUAUUACAUGUCAGUAUAAUAUUUGCCUCAUUUUAUCAUGUGAUUCAUGAAAUGAGAGUAAUAAAGAAUUGAAUUGUAAGGACAAACUAGCAUUUAAGCAUUUCUGAUAGUCAAAUUUGAAUAAAUUUUGUGAAUGUAAUAACUCAGUGAGUUUAAAUUAACAGUUAUUUAUUCACAGGUCAGGCAAAAAAGUAUGAAAAUCUCCAUUUUCAGCACCUGAUAUUGAAUAAUAUUAAGAAGUUUAAAUACUUGAAAAAACCCAGGAAUAAUUUGUUGAUUUCAAAAGCAUACACAGGAGACGAUAAGCCAGGAGGUUUCAGGGUACAAGAACAUGAUCUUAGUUUUAUUUCUUUGUUUAAGCAAACAGUGUGAAAUCUUAGUUUUUUCUUUGUUUAAGCAAACAGUGUGAAAUCUUAGGGGUUUUUUUGUUGUUUUUUUUGGAGCAAACAGAAAAAAAAUAUAAUUCUGUUCUAGUUUUAGUUUUUAAACUUUGUACAUGUCUGUAAAUUGCCUUUUUGAUCAUUUUAUCUGAUAUCAUUGUGUUCAUCUAUGUAGAGAAAUCCACCAUGAAACGUUCACUCAGAUUUUUUUCCUUUGAAUUUGUCAGUGAUAUGAAACAAGUACUAUAUACAAUCAAUUUCCCAUUUUACCCUUAUUUUAGUAAUAAAAUAUACUUUCCAAUACAUUUACAAAAGUUUUUACCCAUAGUAAACUGCUAGGUAUUAAUUUCAUGACCCCCAUUAGCUUCAUGGACUGUAGGGGCACUUCCCCUUCAGGCCCUAUCAGCAACUUUGAUCUUUUACUUCAAUAACUAGUAUUAUUUGUUUACCUCAUGAAGGCCAAAGAUUAACCCUUACCCUGCUAAAUUUCUAUAAUGAACUUGUCCAUCUUUCAAUUUUGACAGUACCAUUAACUUUUAAAAAGGGGUGUCCAGCAUGAUAAGGGUAAAAAAUGAAAUGAGCCGUGCCAUGAGAAAACCAACAUAAUGGGUGUGCGACCAGCAAGGAUCCAGACCAGCCUGCGCAUCCGCGCAGUCUGGUCAGGAUCCAUGCUGUUCGCUUUUAAAGCCUAUUGGAAUUGGAGAAACUGUUAGCGAACAGCAUGGAUCCUGACCAGACUGCGCGGAGACUAUCUUCUCCUUAGUCUCUAAACCUCUAGAUGCUAGGAGGACUCUCGUACAAACAACAGCAGUUGUUAAUCUCAUCAAGCAACUUGCAGAGAGCACAACCCAGGUUCAAGGUUCAAGGUCACACUUGAAGGUCAAAAGGUCAUGAUCAUAACAUUUUACUUCGCCAGUAUCAAGACUGAACUAGGGGUAUUAAAUGCGUUUAGUGAUAAUUCUAGUGUACAAUUGCAGUCACAAUUUUUUAUUUCUGCUAAAACUUGUGAUAUCUAAAAGUAUUUGCAUGUGACUUACUGGCAAUGUAAUUGCUGUUCAUUAACAACAUCAUUAACACCAUUUACAACACCAUUGUCAUCACUUUCAUCAUGAAGCAGUGUAACUGCAAUACUCUUUGUUAUCAUAAUAAUCACCUCAUUUCACAAUAUACAUUAUGUUUGUCAUAAAGUAUCAGUGCAAAUAGUGAAAUUGUCAACAUGCUUUUUGUUUAUUUUAGAUUUGAAGUCAUCGCUACUUUCAUCCACCCAGUUUGUUUAGUCAUCAAUACUUUCAUCAUCCUAGUUUGUUUAUUUGAAGUCAUGACUACCUUCAUCAUCCUAGUCAUCAACAAAGUUUUUACAGUUUUUAUGUAAUCACUUUCAAUUUUGACUCACUGCCCCUUUAUCAUUGUUAACAAAAUCACCAUCAUGAUCUACAUCUUCUUCUUUCUUCUUUUUAUCAAAAAAAUAAUCAUCAACAUCAUUAACAACAGCAGUACCACCAAUCUGUGCAAUAAAAUUGAAUUAACUGUGUGCUGUUUUAGGGGUAGAAAAUAUAUUUUUAGUCAUUUUUUGCUUGACUUUUCAAGGAAUAGGUAGAGCUAUUGCACACACCCUUUCACCAGCAUCCGUGUCAGUAUCAAUGUUGGCAUCAGUGUCCCAGUUUGGUUAAAUUUUUGUAUGUAAGAUGGCAGUUCAGUAACACUAGAGCGAAUGGAUUGGAACUUCACUCGCUUGUUUACUGUGAUGAUUUUACACGCAAUACACAGGUUCUAUAUCUGUUCUUACAUUUUUACAAAGUUAUACCGUGUUUUCAAUUAAGAUUUUUUUUGUGAUUUUUUUGUUUUAAGCUAGUUUCUCAGCAACCAGAGUUUUGCCCCUGUUUUCGACUUAGUCAUAAUCUGUUGCCUCACAUAGCAUCAAGAUCUAUGACUAAAAAAAAAUGCACCAUGUUUUACUUGUUUAUGUCUAUGUGUUUAGUAUGUUUUCUUGUUUUAGUAACAAGACUUUUGAAUAGUCUUAAGCAUUGCUGUCCUCUGAUAGCACUUCUUUAAUUAAUGAAAAUGUAAAAACUGUUGUAAGGAAUUAAUUUUUUUCUGCUUCAGCAAUUUUAUUGUUUUAUGUUUACGUUUUACAUAAAGUCUGUUUAGAUUUGUUAUGAAUAUUGUACAUAAUUUUGUUAUUUGAAUAAUUUAGUAUAUUUUUGUACAUUUGAUAUUGUAUAUAUUGCUUUGCUAUGAAAUGAAUGAAGUAAAUUCUGUGAAAAUCUU